AUGUCAUCGACAAUGGAUAACAACAACAACAAAGUUGUAUAUAAGACACGAGUGGUAUUCAAAGUCAUGGACUUUGCAAAACAAUUGGACACCAAUUGGACUGAUUUGAAAUCUAUUAAUAGCGAUAAGUUUAUGAUUGGAUCAGAUGAAUGGUAUUGUAGUAUUGAAUGGACAAAUAAAUCAAUUGGUCUGUACUUACAAUUGUCUUCAAGUAAUGAAAUGCCAAUUAAAAUACAAUACGAAAUGUCUGUUAUUGAUAACAAUAACCAAUUGUUUGUCAAACAAAUGAAUGAAAAAUCAUUUGAAAAGAUUAAGGAUUGGAGUUUCUUAUCGUUGAUUACAAGAAAACAAUUGUUGGACAAUAAGGAUCAACUAUUGAUGGAUAAUACACUAACAUUUGGUAUCGAUAUAACCGUUCAAAAGAUGAACAAUAUUUACGCUUCUUUUGCCACAAAUAAUCGCCGUUUCGGACAAUUGUUUCGUAUCAAAGAGUUUACUGAUUGUCGACUCGUUGUCGGCAAAGACCAGAAAGAGUUUUUUGCUUCAAAAUUACUUCUCAGUUCGAAAUCAGUUGUCUUCGAGAAAAUGUUUACCACUGAUUGUAAGGAAAAAUCAGACAAUAAAGUGGUCAUCGAUGACGUGAACAGCGAUGUCUUCGAACAGUUUCUCCAAUAUAUUUAUACCGAAACGUGUGAUAAGUUGGUCGAUAUGUGUGAAGACCUGCUAUAUAUGUCCGACAAAUAUAUGAUUGAACCGCUGAAGACUAUAUGUCUUAAUUUGGUUUAUUUGCGAAUCAAUUCAGUAAAUGCAUUGAAAACAUAUAAACUACUCAAAGAUUUUGGUGCCGAUGAAGAUCUCAUGAAAAAAGUCAAUCAGUUUAUCGGCGAAAACAUUACUUCAGUGAUCAGUAAAGAACUAUCAGAAAAAUAUGGCAUCGAUUCCAAACAUAUGACACAAAUUGUCGAUCAUUUUGCAGAAAAUUUACCGACAAUUACAACAAAAGUUAUGUUUUAUACAUACUUUUAUCUAAAUUAA
Messenger RNA from Oppia nitens, 1035 nucleotides. RefSeq names its product speckle-type POZ protein B-like. Bases 1 to 1035 code for a protein of 344 amino acids. The record is from RefSeq and is a predicted model, not a curated record. Lineage: Eukaryota; Metazoa; Arthropoda; Arachnida; Sarcoptiformes; Oppiidae. Gene Ontology annotation, molecular function: ubiquitin protein ligase binding. Gene Ontology annotation, cellular component: cytoplasm; nucleus. Gene Ontology annotation, biological process: proteasome-mediated ubiquitin-dependent protein catabolic process; regulation of proteolysis. The transcript has a single exon.